Molecule: messenger RNA, 1918 nt
Organism: Periophthalmus magnuspinnatus
Lineage: Eukaryota; Metazoa; Chordata; Actinopteri; Gobiiformes; Gobiidae
Gene: plp1b
Product: proteolipid protein 1b
Exons: 7
Coding region: 168-941 (257 amino acids)
Biological process (GO): axon development; central nervous system myelination
Cellular component (GO): myelin sheath; plasma membrane
Molecular function (GO): structural constituent of myelin sheath
Source: RefSeq, a predicted model, not a curated record
AUGUAGCACCACCAUUCUCCCAGUGUUACCACCCCAGGGUUGGACCAGUGCAGGGGUUCUCACAUAGAUGUAGUCAGCACAGAGAGGGCUCUUUUACUGUUGUAAUUGUAGCGUGGAUACUGGAGUGAGUAGUGGGCAGUGGGAGACUUCUUGUUGAGGCGUUCAGGAUGUUUCCAGUGAGGCAGCCUUGGCUUUGCAAGGCCUUAGGUUGUUAUGAUUGCUGUGUCCGCUGCAUUGGGGCAAUCCCGUACCCCUCGCUGGUGGCCACCCUGCUGUGGUAUGCAGGCGCGGCAUUAUUCUGCGGAGCUGGGCACCAAGCUCUGGCCCAUACAGAAGUCCUAGUGGAGACCCACUUUGCCAAGAACCCUCAGGACUAUGUGGUCAUGGACUCUUUUAUCAGGUACUUCCAGUAUGUCAUCUAUGGCCUGGCCUCAUUCUUCUUCCUCUAUGGUAUCUCACUGUUGGCUGAAGGCUUCUACAGCACCAGCGCCGUAAAGCAGCAGUUUGGAGAAUUCAGGAGCACCCAGUGUGGUCGCGGCCUCAGUCUCACGUUCAUCAUAGUGACGUACAUUCUGGCCUUCAUCUGGCUGAUAGUUUUUGCAUUCAGCAUCAUCCCACUCUUCUUCCUCUUCAACAUGGAACAAACCUGUCACAACAUCAACAUUUUGGCCGAGACCACCCCCAGCAUCAGUCAGCACAACUGGAUCUGUAUGGAUGCUCGGCAGUAUGGUCUUCUUCCCUGGAACGCGAUGCCUGGCAAAGCGUGUGGGAUGACCUUGGCAUCCAUUUGCAAAGCCAGUGAAUUCCACGUGGUCUAUGACCUCUACAUAACAACAUUUGCAGGAGCAGGAGUCAUGCUGUUAGCACUGUUUUUGUAUCUUGUCGCCACCACCUACAACUACGCCGUCCUGCGGUUUCUUGGCAGGAAAGGUAUCCGCUAACUCCACGCCUCCAUCCGUCCAGCUCCAGCUCCACUUUUGGCUGUGAGACGGACAGUCACUGCACACAUCACUGGCUCCCAUUCAUCUCUGUGACACAGCGGCGUCCACACGAAUCGCUGCUAUUUCUCUAAAACUGUCCAAUAACUGACACAGGUAUCUCAUAACUGUCCAUAUGAGCAACAGGGAGAAAUGAAGCACUUUUAUAUCAGCACCAAACUUAAGGCUCUGCGGAUCCUCUCGGGUUGCUCAGUGUCCUCCUGUGGUGUAUGUAUCAUUUUGUAAAGGUGUUUUUGUUUUCAAGAAUGACAUUUGAUGAAUAAUUAAGAGAUACGGUAAAUCUGAGCAAUAAGUAUUGUUGUGAAACUUUAAAAAGUAAGACUCUGAGGUGUGUUGAUGUAGAUAUAUACAUAUGUAAAAAGGACACAGGGCCACUGCCAAGGCCUCACAACAACAGUAUGAUGUAAUUCCCAAAUACUGUGUUAGUAUAGUUUCAUGUUUCACACAACAUUAUAUAAAACCACUAUUACACACUGCAUAAUAAUUUAAGACUGCCAAACACACAGCAAAAUAAUCAGAAAUCUGUAUAUAUUUUUGUUAACUAUUAAACUAGUGCACGCACAGUACUGUACAUGUUUCUCUGUGUUAACUGAUGCAUACAUACAUUUUAUAUGUGGAUAUGGCUGGCUUUUCACACUAUUUUUGCUAAUAUGAUGUAGACUCAAAAUAAAUCUGAAUGUAUCAAAGUUUUCUGAGAUAGAAUCUGGCUUUUAGUUUUCCCUUCAAAGCAAAUUGCAUUGAGUGGCUUUAGCUUUUUGCUUUGUUAAACACCAGUGUGUGGGAGGGCACAAUGCAUAAAAAGAAGCUGGUGCUAAUGCUGCUUUCAGGGCUUUAUGUAAUACUUCAAGACUCAAGUGUUGCUUAUGGAUUGUUGCUUCAUCUGUAGAUUAAAAACAAUUAAAAAACAUUUUUAUGCGUGG